CUUGCAUAAUUUCAGGGCUUGGCCUGAGAUGGGUGAGUUGGGGGCUUCUCAGUUUUCCGUUACUGCCUGGCUGUAGAAUACAGCAGAAUCAUGAAGCUACAAAUCAGUGGUUCCUCCCUGCUGUAAGGGGAGACAUUCCUCCAGGCUGUGCAGCCCAUGGAUUUGUUUGUGAUGGUACCAGGAUACUAGUUUUUGGAGGAAUGGUUGAAUAUGGAAGAUACAGUAAUGACUUAUAUGAAUUGCAGGCAAGUCGAUGGCUCUGGAAAAAAGUAAAACCUCAAGCUCCUUCUACUGGAUCACCACCUUGUCCUAGACUUGGCCACAGCUUUUCUUUGUAUGGUAACAAGUGCUAUUUAUUUGGUGGCCUGGCAAAUGAAAGUGAGGAUUCAAAUAAUAAUGUUCCCAGAUAUUUAAAUGAUUUCUAUGAACUGGAGCUGCAACAUGGUUCUGGAGUCGUAGGCUGGAGUAUUCCUGUGACCAAAGGGAUCUUGCCAUCUCCCCGAGAAUCUCACACAGCCAUCGUAUACUGCAGAAAAGAUUUGGGAAGUCCAAAGAUGUAUAUUUUUGGAGGGAUGUGUGGCUGUAGGCUUAAUGAUCUUUGGGAGCUUGACAUAGAAACCAUGACCUGGUCAAGACCAGAAACUAAGGGGACAGUACCGCUUCCUCGCAGCCUCCAUACGGCCAAUGUAAUAGGAAACAAAAUGUAUGUUUUUGGUGGAUGGGUUCCACAGUCAACAGGAGGUGAAAUUUCUGCUCCUGAUGGUGAAUGGAAAUGUACCGGUUCAUUUUCUUACCUAAAUUUGGAUACCACAGAAUGGAUAGGUCUGAUCUCAGAUUGCCAGGAAGACAAAGGUAACUUGCUGCCAGGGCCAAGAGCAGGACACUGUGCUGUAGCUGUGGGCACCCGUCUGUAUAUCUGGAGUGGUAGAGAUGGUUACAGAAAAGCUUGGAACAAUCAAGUUUGCUGCAAAGAUCUUUGGUACCUUGAUACUGAGAAACCUCCAGCACCGUCACAGGUACAGCUGAUUAGAGCUACAACCAACUCUUUUCAAGUGAAAUGGGAUGAAGUACCUACAGUUGAAGGGUAUCUACUUCAACUACAUUCUGACUCACCAGUGCCACCAGUGGCUGGGACACCUGGAACUGCAGUUCCUGAGACAUCGGUGCUCAGUUCACAAGGUGGCUCUUCUCUACAUCAGAGUCCGCAAUCCUUGACUAGCAUCCCUUAUCCAGAAAUGAAGGCGGAUCAUCCCAGCCAAACAAAUAGUGUCAUUCCUAAUAACGUCCAAGUCUCCCUUUCAUCCAACUCAUUAUUAAAAAUAGAAGGAAAAGAAAAGAUUGCAGCACCUGAAAACAAGAUUACACAAGAGGCUAUGAAAAGCCAUGCAGAUGCUACAGGAUUCAAAGAAUCAAAUGCCCCUUCUCUUUUGCCCGUUUGUACUUCAAGUCCUCAGACUUCAGCAAAUGUAGGUGAAUUACAUGACUUGGACAAACGAACUGUAAAUCCUGAUGCUUCUGUAUCCAGUACUGUCUCCAGCACACAAACUAUGGUAACCCAGCAGGCUGUUAAAACUGAAUCAUCAAGUACAAAUGGGGCAGUUGUUAAAGAUGAAACUUCACUAACAACAUUCAAUUCAAAAUCUGAAGCUGCUGAAACUGCUUUUGUCAUGCCUUCGACAAGGGUUAAUACUGGACAGACGAAUGAUAUGCACUCUUCUAAAACUCCACUAAGACAGAUGGCAACGGGGAAAACAAGGGAACGACAGUGGUAUGAUGUUGGAAUUUUUAAAAGCAACACUGCUGUGGUGAGCCAGUUCUACUUGUUGCCAGAGGAAACACUGAGCAUUUCUAACAAGAUGGAAAAUGCAGACGUUCCAGACUAUAGAUUACUUAAGAAACAGGAUCUUUUUCCAGGCACCGUGUACAGGUUCAGAGUUGCUGCAAUAAAUGGCUGUGGUGUCGGCCCUUUCAGUAAAGUCAGUGAAUUCAAGACUUGCAUUCCUGGUUUUCCUGGAGCUCCUUCAACAGUCAAAAUCACUAAGAGUGUGGACUGUAUUCAUCUUUCUUGGGAGCCUCCUGCUUCACCUUCUGGAAAUAUUUUAGAAUAUUCUGCUUACUUAGCAAUCCGUUCAACACAAUUACAGGAAAAUCCAAAUCAGCUAGUAUUUAUGAGAAUAUACUGUGGUCUUAAAACGUCUUGUAUAGUGACUGCUGCCCAGCUUUCAAACGCUCAUGUUGAUUACACUUCCCGGCCUGCUAUAGUGUUCAGGAUUUCUGCAAAGAAUGAGAGAGGAUAUGGACCGGCCACACAAGUUCGAUGGCUUCAAGAUAUGAAAACAUCAAGCUCAAAGUAGAAAGAACAUACUAAGUUUCAAGUUUUGAAUGUAGUGUUUGAUGUAACUCUUGUACUAUUUGUAAAUGCUACAAAUAUUUUAUUUUUGCAUUGUUUUUAUCUUAAAAAUAUAUAACCUUUUUUACGUUUGAAACAUCAGCGUUAUACAGCCUUGCUCAGGUAUAACUACCAUAUAGAAUUAAUUGUAUUGAAGAUGGUGGGAUGGAAGACCAUACCCUAUCCAGUAACUAUCACUAUCAGAAAAGGCUAAAAUUUGCUACUUUCAAAUUUGGGGGGGGGAGGCUUAUGCAGCAGUAUUUGAUGUAGAGUCCCUAUGAUUGUUCCAGAUCUUGCACGGAUAAUCUAUAAAGAUUGGGUAUAUGAGCAAGUUCUGGUUGGUUGCAGUUUCUUACACCACGUUCUUCACUGUGGUGUCUGAGUACAAGGCAAAAAUUUCCAGUUAUUAUAUAGUAACUUAAAAUGUAUAAAUAUUUUAAUAUAUACUUUUUUGUAAAGAAAUGAUUUUUCUACUAUUUGUAACAAAUAUCUUGAAAGAUAUCUCCUGAAGAUUUAAAAAGAAAAAGAUAAACUUAGUCAUUUCUCUUAUUACAAAAAAUUUAAGUUCAUUGUAAAUGCACUACUAAUAAUAGGAUUAUCCUUUUGUAGUUGUACAAAUCUAAAACUUGUAAAUACCAAUGUUUACAAGAGACCUUUCUGGUCUUGUAUUAAAACUUCCAUGAGAUUCAUUAUCUCUCUUUUUUUUUUUUCUUUUUUAAUCCAUAUGCUUUGCUUUUAGCAUAUGCUUGCUUUUUGCACUAAUAAUAACUUACCUCAUUCCUGUGUUUGUAAUCACUUGUGUUGCUUCCAUAAUGUUUCUGUAAAACUUCAAUCUGAAAAUUUUAACCAAAGUUUAAAAUACUUGGUAAGCAAUUUUGCACAUAUUGUAUGGCAACUUUUAACAUAUUUAUUCCAGUUAAUCUUCUUAAGUGCUUGUUUGCUUUACCAGUAUAUUCUACCAAUCAAGUUCAGUAUCUCCCUUUUACUAUGCAUCGUUUUACAUUAACUAGCUAGCCGAUGAAUUCAGAAAGCAUUACUUCUAGGAAUAGGUUGAUCCAUUCCUGUGCUAAAAGAAAAACUUGUUCACAGUAGUGAAAUCAAGGUAAACAUUUUAAUUCUAUUUAUGUAUCUAUCUAUAAUUAUAUGUUUACCAAAGUGUAGAGGAAAAUGGCUGAGUUGGACAAGGUCACUAGGUGAAUAGAUAGAGGCACCUAAAUAAGUUUUAUUUUAAAAUAAAAUCUAAAUUACUUUCCCGUGCAAUGAAGUUUAUACUUUGCACUUUAAUUUUGCCCUGAAUGCCAAAAGACUAUAAAUCAAGGUAGAAUUGCUUGCCUCUGCCAGUUAAAUUUGUCUUAAGAACAUUUGUAAAUAAACUGAAAGAACUGAUGUGCCUGUUUUAGUGGGAGAAGUAGCACUAAAAUAUUAGAGGAGAUUUGACAGCUCAAGUGUCCCAGAGCAGAUUUUAUAGCCAAGUGUUUUAGUUACCCUGAAAGCCAGGGUUAUAAUGGAAUUGCUGAUACAGCCUUAAUUAUUGUUGCAACACAUCAUGCUCUGUAAUAGCAUGUAGAAAGUGCUGGGGACCAUAGAUUGCUGUAAUAGUGUUAACUGCAGCACAGGAGUAAUACACGUGGUUUUACUCCUGGGAAAAAUCUUAUGUUUAUGACAAUGACAGAUACCACAGAUUCACUUUAAACAGUGUUUAUAGUAUGAAUGUAUAGAACUUUUCCUGAAAUUAACUGACUUUGAAAUAUUUGUGUUUUAAUGGUCCAUCUCAUCAGGUAUGAUCUUGCUACCAAUAAUGUCUGGUAACUAAAAUACCGUACACAUGAGCUGUAACUAGAAAAAUAUAACUUGGUUUUUCUUAUUAGUACUGUGAAAGAAGCCUUUAGAGAAGACACUUGUGGCUUUGAUUUUAUUGGUUGAUAGCCGUGAUUGUAGAGCUGUUAUUUAAGAAUAAAAUCUGGUGGGUAUGUCUGGGUGGAGUUUUUUUGCACUUAGUUUCACAUGCUUUGCACAAUUUCUUUUUCAAUGGGUAUGUCACAACUACCAAAGGGUAAAACUGUGGCGUUUUCAAUGAAAGUAUAACUUCCUUGUAAGCGUUCCCUUCUCCAGCUGACUUUACAUACGGUGUCACUUUCUCUUCUCUUUGUCCAAGUUGGGUGAUGUUGAAUAGUGAACAUAUGCAAAUCUUCUUCAGUUCCUCACAGUUCUACUUUAAAAUGAAAUUGUGGUACACACUGUAAAAUAUACAUUGUGGUCUGUUUUUAGAGCUGUAUUUAUAACAUGUCUGAAUCCCACCUAACUCCAUUUGCCUAUCAACUAGAUCUCAGACAAAUAUGGAUUGUUUGAUUUUUAAUUUUUUUUGGAAGACUGUUGACAUCAGCUCUCUGAGAAUCUGUGUUAUCCAUUUGUUUCAUAUGUCGUUAAAAGACAUAACAGAAACUGAAGUCUAUUCUAUUACAAUAUCCGUAUUGUAGAAACGUCUAGGUUUACUAAAGUUGUUAUGGAAGUUGUGACUGUGUAAGUAUAGAGCAGUCAUGCUAGUUGAGGCAGACAUUGCUACAACUUCACCUUAAGAAUGUUCUUGUGAAAGUGGAAAUGAAGUGAACAAUAACCUACGCUUUGUGUUUUCCAAGUAAUUAUAGCAAUAUCUUUUGAAUGUAGUUUGGAGUAGAGCACAUGACGAUCAUGCCAUAAACUCUGAAAAUAUAGUAAGUAUUACUGUUGUUAUCUGAUAUUUCAGGAUAGCGAAUUUGACGUGAACUUAGUCUUACAGCCUGUUACUUUAAUGACCUCUACAAGAGAACUGACAUUUUGUACAAUUAAAGUUGAUUGGUCUUAUUUCAGAGCAUUGUUUGUUCUUUGUAAUAAAGUGGUUGUCCUA
Messenger RNA from Struthio camelus australis, 5273 nucleotides. The record is from RefSeq and is a predicted model, not a curated record. NCBI's taxonomy places the organism in Eukaryota, Metazoa, Chordata, Aves, Struthioniformes, Struthionidae.